UAGAUGCCAGUGCAGACACACUAGAUGAUGAGAGCAGAACUAUCGGACAUCCUGAGGCAGAGAAAGAAACAUAAACAUAACAGUAGUCAUGAUCAGUACAAAAUAUUUACUGUAUUUACGCCAUCUAGAUCUACUUGUGGCCCUAAUACUUCCAAUCGGACAGAUAAAAGCACUGAUGUUGAGGUCAUCCUUCAAAACAAGCAUGGGACCCCUUCUACGCAGUUACAUUUCAUGCUUUCUAGGACUGUUUUUAGUGGCAAACGUAGGGGCGGAGUAUCGCUACAUUCCUAUUUGGAACGAGGACUAUGGUACCAUGGUUCAGUGUAGGGAUAUCCAGUGUGAGAAAGGGCAGUAUGCCAAACUGUGCACACCUCAUGACAGGGAUUCGUCACGCUGCGUCCCCUGUGAAGACGGUUACUAUCAAGACGAUAAUGUGAAUCCCCUGGGUAAAAAAUGCAAACUGAAACGACUAUGUCUAGAUCAGAAUCCAGACGUACAGAAAUGCACCACCGUCAAGGACCCCGGGAGUUUGACCAAGGAUGCGGAAUGCUCUUGUCUUCAAGGUUGCACAUGGCACAAGUCACUCGCUGAAUGCAUUCCUGACCCCAGCGUGCUGCCUACCACGUCGCGACCUCCUUGUCCGCCCGAUCAAACGACCAAAGAAAAUAGCACAGGUUGUUUCCCCGAGUGUCCAGAGGAUUUUUUCAAGGACGGUGACAGCUGCAAGCAAUACACGAAUUGUCGGAGAGAGGGGAAGUGUGUGGAAAUCAAGGGAAACGCCACCGCCGACAACAUCUGCAGCGCAACCAACUUCACAGAUUGGACCAAGGACUGCAACCAGACGGGUCCUUCACAGCAGCAGAAGUCAGAAGGGCCUAAGAUGCUAAUGAUUAUACUUGGUGUGACGGUCCCUGGGGUUAUUUUAUGUGCACUAGCCAUUAUAACUUAUUGUGCAUGGAAAUGGACAACGAACAAAAAGAAUGAAGAACAAAAUAGACAGGAGAUUCUGGCCCGACUGACUAGUGGAACUUUGGAGGGGGAAGUUCUUCAUAUAGCAUUUGGGAUAGUGGAAAAUAACAUCGGUAAAAACUGGGAGCGAUUGGGAAGACGUCUGUUGGAGAAUUUUGAUACUACUGUGCGUUUUGAAAUAUAUGAAGCAUAUCCUCCUUCCAGUACACCGCUUGCAGAUCGAGUGAACAGAAUGCUCACGAUGUGGAAGGAAAAACGCGCCAUAGACGCCACGGUGGCUGCUCUUAUGCAGGCGCUGGAUUUUAUAGGCCAGGGGAAUAUAUCCCACACCAUACUGCAAAAAAUUGAAGGACUUCUUAGUGAGACAGACAGUACCAAUUUUACAGAUGAAAACCGAGACUUGGCCGUUCAUUCGUCUUCUGUGCCGGACGUACACGAGACCGCAAGACGUCGCGACCAUCGUCAAGACAACCUGCCUCCGUGCAAGUCGGUCUCCGUCAACGAAAUCAAUCAGGGCAAGCAGCAACGUUCGGUAAUUAUGGCGGCAGCAUCUUCGGGAAUCGGUCUGUCAAGCUCGGACGCCAAGGUCUCAUCGGUGCCAAAUUUUGCUCAAAUCAAAAUGCAGAAGUCACACCAGAGGUCGGGCAGUGAUGGGUCGGUGACAAGUAGAGACAGUCUUCUCGGUGAGAGCAAAGACACGGUGGACGAGGAAAGCAAGGUGGUGGUUAAGGAGACGUGUGUGUGAUAGACCUUUAAGCAGAGAUCUAGUUCUAAGAGAACUUCGUAUGCAAGUUGACACAAAAUAGCAAUGCGAACAACACGGUUGUACUCUACUGAUACAUGUAGGGCAGAAGACUUGCAUGUUUUUUUACCUCAUUGUUAUAUUUAUUUCCAAUGUAAAUGCAAAAAUGUUACUUGUUGUAUAGUUUUGAUUACCUUAUUCAUAUUAAUAAGAAUAUGAGAUUAAUAUGUUGGAUAUUACUGGUGGAGUCAAGGUGUUGAAGACGAGAGUUCCGAUAAGUGUAAGCCACUUUAAAGUUACGGAUUAUGAACAAGAAGAGCUAUUGCUAAUGCUUGAUUGUAGGUAUUUUGAAAAAAAGGAAAAAUGAAAA
Messenger RNA from Lingula anatina, 2081 nucleotides. RefSeq lists its product as uncharacterized. Gene Ontology annotation, biological process: signal transduction. Lineage: Eukaryota; Metazoa; Brachiopoda; Lingulata; Lingulida; Lingulidae. The record is from RefSeq and is a predicted model, not a curated record. Gene Ontology annotation, molecular function: protein binding.